UUUGUCCCUCAGGUAUUUUAUUGUGUAAAACCUGAAACUAUGAGAAGCAAAGUAUGGAGAGUGCCUCUGUUUUGCAUAGCUAUUUUACGCAUCACGUUAUUCCUUUUCAAAACACACGAUGACGAUAUUCUUAUAGACUGCAAGAUAAACAGAAGAAAUGGCAACUGAAAACAGUAAGACUACCAAAACCAAUGUAGACGCCGGCUUCUUAUAAGUGCGCUCACGCCGACAAACAAGGCUCUUCUCUUUCCACUACGUCAUUCUUUCACGGUUGACAUGACAACAUGACUCCAAACAUCCGUUCUCUCAGUUUACUUCACCAGUGUAAGGCCCUUUAAUGUAUACUGUCUUUUAAUAUCCACCGUGAGUAGGCUAUUCAAAUUACGGUCAUGUUAGUGCUGUCAAAAUAACGCUGUGAUUGAAGCUGUCCAGGAUGGAUGUCUCUGCAAGCUGUGCGUCAGACGAUGCUGAUGCAGAAAAACAGUCGGCGAAUAUUGACAGCUCAAAAAGGAACUCUGAGUCUUCGGGCAGAAAGUAUGUCAAUGUGUUACUGGAUCUCAGUGAAGAGGAUUACUGCAUUGAGAACAACGUGUAUUUGUUGCAGAGCCGCACUGGCUGGGAAGACGCUGUUGAAGGGUGGGCAAGAUUUCCCUCUUUCGCUGCAUUCCCUCAAUCACAAAGAAAAGGUAAAAACAAGCAAGACGUCAUCGUUUCUCAUUGCCUUCUAUGCGCGGACCUUAAACCAUCUGAACUUGAUUCUCAAACCCCUCUGAAUCCUGCAAAAGAAACUCACAACACACUCUCCUCUCCCACUUCAGACGAACUCUACUCCUUUAGCUUAUCUCUGAAAAAUAUGUCAGGGCCAUUAAUCAAUAAACUGCUGUCAGGAGAGGAACUGUCUGCACAAAAGAAAUCGCCAACAGUUUGCUAUUAUCAACCAGAAUCGUGUCAACUGCUAAAAGAGCAGACAGUUGGUCUCAGCAUUAGAAGCUUCAGUGUAUUGCCGCCUCUUAAGGAGUCCAGGAUCUUUUUAAAAUCAGUGCAGCCCACAGAUUGGCAUCCAGCAGAGGAAGACAAGAACAUGACGCCCAGAGAUACCAGUGUUGAAGGUAAAAUAAGUGCAGGAAAUGAUAUCAAAACUCUCAUGGACUUCACCCCAGGAGAGAAUAGCUACAAGUGUAAAGGAGCUCUCGGCACAAAACACUGUCUGUCCCAGGACAAUACUCAACUGCCUUCUACUUAUAACAUCAAUUUUCAAAAUAAGUACGAAUUUCACUCCAGCGCCUUGCCCCAGUUUCCUGCACCCUUGGGACGAAAUUUCAGGCAGGAAGAACUGACGAGGUCUUCAACCAGGAAUAACACCAGCCAUAGAUUGUUUUCUAGCCACAAAACGAGAGAUCUGAAAAGACCCGAAGCUCACCGACUAAUGCUUAUAGGAACUAGAGUUCACAUGCCUUUGUGAUGAAUAUCAUUUUUCUUAGUUGCACCAGACUGUACAAAGUAGUGCAAUACUGUUUUUAAAUGGCAGGAAUCCAAACACAUGCUCUACGUGUAGCAAUAUAUGAAAUAUUAUUUUGCAACUAAAAUAUAUUUUCACGUCUGCUUUUAUUUCUGAGCCUACAGCAGCCUGUUAUUUUCAAAUUUAUAAAUAGAUGUUGGACAUAAAGGUGGUUUCAAAAGCAAUAAUAUUAAAAUCAAGGCAACAAG
Molecule: messenger RNA, 1707 nt
Organism: Danio rerio (zebrafish)
Lineage: Eukaryota; Metazoa; Chordata; Actinopteri; Cypriniformes; Danionidae
Source: RefSeq, a predicted model, not a curated record